UUAUGACGUUUCGUUUUUCGCUGAACGUAGUGUCGGAGUACCGUGUUUAUUUGCUGAAAACGUCGUGAAAACUUGUUAAUAUGGCUGCUGAAAUAAAACCUGCACCUCGGACGCCAAACGAUAGAUUUUCUACAACGAAGAAACCGGCCCUUCUAAGCAAAUUGGAGGGCUGCACUGACGAUGUGAAUGCUGCAGUGGUGAUACCUGGAGAGGAUGGUGUAAUUAGCGUUUGCGAUGAUAAGACAGUCCGAGUAUGGCUAAAGCGUGAUUCUGGACAGUACUGGCCCAGCAUCUGCCAGUACAUGCCGUCUGGCUGCACAUCAAUGUUCUACACACCGGAGACGAGACAGUUGUUUAUAGGGCAAGAGAAUGGCACCGUAUCAGAGUUCACUCUUGCUACAGACUGUAAUAGGAUAAACCCUACGCGUGAAUACCUGGCGCACACCGCGCGGGUGACGGCGGUGGUGUUCUCCCUGAGCUGUGAGUGGGUGCUGUCCGUCAGUAGGGACAAACUGUUCGCGUACCACUGCAGCGAGACGGGACGCAGGAUCGGCGACUACUCGUUCGAAGCGUGGUGCACCGCUUUACAAUAUGAUUCUCAGUCGAAAUACGCGUUCGUUGGCGAUUACAGCGGGCAGAUAACGAUGCUCAAGCUGGAUAACAACGGCGCGACGCUAGUCACCACGCUCAAAGGGCACACCGGAUCUGUCAGAGUGUUGAACUGGGCCCCGCUGCCGCAGUUAUUAUUCAGCGGGUCGUUUGAUCAGACGAUAAUCGUGUGGGACAUUGGAGGUCAAAAGGGGACCGCAUACGAAUUACAGGGUCACAGUAACAAGGUGACGGGGCUGUGGUACGUGGGCAGCUGCGAGCGGCUGCUGUCGGCGGGCGAGGACGGCGCGCUGGGCGUGUGGGAGAUGGGCGUGCGGCGCCGCGAGACGCCCGCGUGGAAGGAGGCCGACCUGUGCCAGCUCUGCCGCGCGCCCUUCAUCUGGAACGUGCGCGCCAUGAUGGAGAAGAAACAGCUCGGCCUGCGCCAGCACCACUGCCGCUGGUGCGGCGCGGCGGUGUGCGCGGGCUGCUCGCCGCACCGCCUGCCGCUGCCCGUCAUGGGCUUCGAGUUCCCGCAGCGCGUCUGCACCGGCUGCUACGACACGCUCAGGCACGAGCCGCGCGAGUCGCUGGCAUCAUUCCAUGACAUGAAGCACGCGGUCGCGUCUCUGUACAUGGACGAGGCGACGGGCCGCAUGUGCACGGCGGGCAAGGACCGCGUCAUCAAGGUAUGGGACGUGUCGGUGCUGCUGGCCCCCACGCCGCGGGCACACACCAGCGACCAGUAGCGACUUCACCAAGCCUUGUGAUAUCACGCGAACAGUAUAAGAACAAUCGGAGGUUCAUGUUCUAAAAUGUUCCAAAAUGUCUAUGUAUAUAAAUUAAAAGUAUUUGUUUUCUAAAUGCGCUAUAAAUCUUUGUUUGGUAUUGUAUAAAUGUUCUAUUAUAAAAAGUCUAAACUUUAUUUCAAUAUUAAUACAUGAACUAACGAUUUAUUGGAACAUUAUGAUUGGUAUCACAAACGAGAUCUAUGUACGGAAAACUUUAUAAUCAUUGAGAGCGUUAUUAUAAUGUUGUUUCUAAAUAAUUUGUUAUUAAAGGUCCAACGAAUGUUUUUUUUGCGAUUUGUCAGUUUGUCGUUAACUAAGACUGAAUGUCCUUGCAAAAAAAAGAAAUAACCUAUAAAUGUAUUAUCAAGUAGGUGAACUGUAUAAACCAUAAAAAAUAUAAAAAAUAAAUACUUAAUUAUGUAUGUAGAACGAGAUCUCUAAUUAGGAUCUUAAUAUGCUGAUGUAAAAAUAAAAUAGUAAAGAGAUUGUGUAGUAAACAUAAUAUUGUAUCGAGUGGCUUCGGUCAAAAUGCUACUUAUAAUGCCAAUAGUAUACAUUUUUGUCUUUAUUAAAUCACUCUUGUUUUGUUAAGAAUUAAGGCUUUGUUUAGCUCUGAACUGCGGAUGACACUUUGUGACGACGUUGACAGCCAUCUGUCACUUUUGACAACAAACUGUCAAAGUGACUCAUCGUUUCAAAUACUUAAUAUAGUACUUCAUUCGCAGCAAUAGGCUGUAUAAAGGUUUGGACAUACAGCUGUGUAGAGUAAAGGCGGUUAUGACAAGGGCUGUCAGGUUAUACUUCCCUUUGUUUUUUUUAACAGUGACUGGCAUUUCACAGUCCAAAACUGGAGCCCUGGUGGCGACUGACUCACAUUUUAUGUGAUCGCUUUCAUUUUUGUUAUGCGUAUACAAUAUUUUUUACUUGACGGCGCUCGUUGCUACUAUAAGCUCUGCAUAUCUGUGUGACUAAAACUCAAACGCAUGUCUACCCAAUCUCUUUAAUAGUUAUAAAAAAAAAUAUGGAAUUAAAUAUGCUGAAACGCUAUGCAUACUGCAGGUCUCACGACUGAUUCGUAUAGGUUUAACUGUGUUCGCAUGAUUUGUGUAUAAUGGCUGCCGUGUCAAAUAUAUGGGGAUGUGCCUUCAAUAGAUAUUCGUUGGCAACGCACCCUUAGAAUUACGAUGAUGUAAAUGCACCUACCAUCAGACUGGUGGUAGAACAAAAGCUAAGGAAAGUUACCUUAGCUCGCAUAGCUGAGGUAUUUACGAGUGAGUAUUACGUAUUCAUAUUUGUAUGCAGGCUGGUGGUAGGAUAUAUUUUAUAUACGCCCAGAUAGCGACGACCGUACGCAAGAUGAUAAAACCCGCCAAAGUAGCCUACGUAGGUGUGUCGCGUUCCGGGAUCAGCCUGUGUAUAUCCGGCUUCAAGAGGCAUAAUUGUGUCGACUGCCGAGAGAUAAUCAUCUCUCACAGACGAUAUUCUAUUGGAUCCCACUCCACUUACCAUCAGGUGCAGGGAGAUCACUUUCCCGCGCCGGUAUGAAAAAAUACCACAGUGUAAAUUAGUUAUGUACCAUGUUUGUUUUAUAUUUUUCUGAGAUAGGCAAACUAAGUUAAACAAAUGUAGCUUAGCUUUUGGUCUGCAAUCGGCAGUAAUUUGAUAGAAAUGCAUGAAAUAUUUUUUGUAUUUUUUUUUAAUUUUCGCUAUAUAAUUUUCAGAUUUUUUGCAUUUACGACAUUGUAAUUCUAAAGGUGUGAUCUAUUUUGUUAUUGUUUUACGUAUUAUGCGUUGACUAUCACCGUGGCAUUAAUAUUAUUGAAUCGAUUAGAUAAUGUAUUCAAAUUACGUAACUUAUACUAUGUAUUUAAACAUAUUUAUGAAUGUUUAUGCAACAAAAUAUGGUACCUAUUGCUGUCAAAUAGGGUUGAUGUUUGAAAUAUUAUUUAAAAAAAUAUUAUAACAUUUGAUAUAAAUCAAAUAAAUUAUUUUAAGACGGUUAUUUCGUUUUUUAAAAUAUUGCACUUAAAAUUUUUAAGUUGGUCUUCAAAAUUCCGUUGUAAACACAUUUUACUAUUUUACAGCUUUUGGUGUUUACUGGCUUCUGAAUUGGUAUACGUAUUGCAAGUAUUUAUAAUUGCUUAUUACAUUUGUAUAGAUAAACGCACAUAUGAGCGGUCGGCAAAAGUGGAGAAGUUUUCUAGACCCAAAAAUAAUUGCUUGGAUUAAUUUCAUGUCUUGGAGUAGCGUCAGAAUAAUAAACCAGCCGUGAAAAUACUAUUUUCACGAUUUUCUAAUAAUUAAGGGCCGUGUCAAUAAAUUCAUCUCAAAUUUGAGUAGGAUCUUAAAUAGACAUUGAAGGUGUUAGAGUGACACUUAAGCUGUCAUUUAAGCACCUGUCAGUCGGCGCAGUUUAAUAAAUAAAACUCAGCUGCCAAAUGAUGUUGAGAUGUUGUUGAUAUCUGUUUAUUAAAUACCGACGAUACUAAGAUGAUGACUGUAACUUGACGUUACGGCUGAUAUCCCACUUCAGAGCGAUACUGAGUAGCAUCUAUAUUGCCCUAAGUUUAGUAUAAUAUUAAAUAGUCCGGUAUUUGUUUUUAAUUUGUCCCCAUCCUUAAAUGUCUGCUCCCUUUUCAAGACAAAUUCUAAAUCUUAAUUUUGUAUAUUCAACGCAUUUUUUAGAUACGUGCCGAUACCUAAACUCCAUGGCUAAGAUGAAAUUAAGCUAACUUAGAACACGAAAGACCGUCUCAUUAAUUCUGUUACGAAUUGUCGUAAGCCAAAAUUAUCUCCAUCGGUGAGAGUCCAAUGUUAUAUUCGAGCCAUUAUAUGAGUCAUUAUGUUACGCGUAUAUUAACAUAGUUUAUUGAUAAAUAAAUAAAUAAUUUAAAGUAAGUUCUUAAUGUUCAUUUAA
Molecule: messenger RNA, 4296 nt
Organism: Manduca sexta (tobacco hornworm)
Lineage: Eukaryota; Metazoa; Arthropoda; Insecta; Lepidoptera; Sphingidae
Gene: Wdfy2
Product: WD repeat and FYVE domain-containing protein 2
Exons: 9
Coding region: 81-1337 (418 amino acids)
Molecular function (GO): protein binding; metal ion binding
Source: RefSeq, a predicted model, not a curated record